AUGACCGAGGCUGACUUCGACAGACCCGAGCUCGCCGACCGGCUCCUGCGCAAGGCGGAGACCGCGAUACGCGCGCGGACCUCCCGCAUCCUCUGCGUCAUCGAGCGGUGCACCGACGAGCACAACUACAGCGCCGUCAUACGCUCGUGCGAGGCGCUGGGGGUUCAGCACAUCUGGCUGGUCGAUCCGGUGGACGUGAGCUACGACGGCAUCGACGACGGGCUCGUGGACGACGACGACGACGACGGUGAUGACGACGGUGUCGAUGCCGACCGCGCCCGCGAGAGGGCCGGAGGGCUGCUCAAGUCGCACGGCCACGGAUCGGCGUGGAGGGAGGCACACAAGCUGUUCGCGCGACGAGCGAACGAGUUCACCACCAUCCGCGAGUUUCCCACCACGCGCGCGUGCGUCGAAGCCCUGCGAGAGGCCGGCUACGUCAUCUGGGCCACGGACCUGUCCCAAAAAGCGAUCUGCAUGACCCACGACGCGCUCCGGGACGCCGGAUUCGGCGACCCGGACGAUCCGACCGCCACCGUCGUCCCCGAGAAGCUCGCCAUCGUCUUCGGCACCGAGAGCGUGGGAUGCACCCGGGAGGCUCUGGAGUCCGCGGACGCGAGGGUGUACCUGCCCCUGCGCGGGUUCGCGGACUCCCUCAACCUCUCCGUCGCCGCCGCGCUCUGCAUCCAGACGCUCUUCCAUUUGUGUCCAGAAGCCGUCGGAGCCAUGUCCGACGCCGAGCGAGCCGAGCUGCGAGAGAAGUGGUUCACGCAACUCGCGGCCAAUCGAGUGACGACCCGGGGGCAAGACAGGGACCUGCGGGACGCGCGCACGAAACUCACGAGGGUGCGUAAGAAGCUGCUGCGCGCGGAGACGGCGACGGCGAGCGGGGGGGGGGAUCCGAACCCCAACGGCGUCGGCGGACGCGUCGCGGACCUCGAGCGAGAGGAGACACAGCUGUGCGACGCCAUUCGCGCAAUGGAGGAGACUCGGCGUUCCGCGGCGAAGAGGGCGAUCGCGCCGUACCUGGCCGACCCGCCGGCGCCGCUGAGGGACAUGCGUCGUCCCGAUGAGCACAGGGAGGCGUACGUCGGGAAGGGCGUCAGGGCGAAGAACGCGGAGCACUGGGCGGGGAUGCCGGCGGUGGGAAACCACGCGUCGGUGAGAAACCACACGAAGAAGAUGUUCGAGGGUGUGACCCAUCGAACCGUAGCACUAGCAAUUAGAAAUACGAAAUAG
Messenger RNA from Micromonas commoda, 1236 nucleotides. RefSeq lists its product with no specific name. The transcript has a single exon. Gene Ontology annotation, molecular function: RNA binding. The record is from RefSeq and is a predicted model, not a curated record. Bases 1 to 1236 code for a protein of 411 amino acids. NCBI's taxonomy places the organism in Eukaryota, Viridiplantae, Chlorophyta, Mamiellophyceae, Mamiellales, Mamiellaceae. Gene Ontology annotation, biological process: tRNA guanine ribose methylation.